UUGAAAAUCAGUGUCACCCUGAGCCUCCCUCAGGCUGGUGCUCCACUCUAUCAUUCAACUAUUAGGACCCACAACGCGAACGCAAUUUCAUGUCCAACUCACCACCACCAGCUCCUGCCUGUUCGCACACAGUAAGCGUCCAGCUCCCUGACCUCCUAUCUUCAUGUACACCCUUUGAACUACGCGUAAAUCGGCAUUGUAGGUCCGUGUCUCGAGCGAGCGAGGCGUGGCUGCGCGAGGUAGGGUUGAAGCUGGAGUGGAAAGGGAUGAAAGUUGGGUUGUGGGCUGCUUUGUGCUAUCCUGGUGCGGAUUUAGCGCAACUGAGGUUGGCGGUGGAUUUUUUGAGUUUGUUGGUUUAUGAGCAGGAGCGGGGGUGGGAGCGGAAUGGUUGUAGUGAUGAGAAUAAAAAUGAAAAUGAGAACGGGAUAUUUGAUCUGAUAUCCGACCGACUUAGUCGCGUCGCGUACAAAAGUCCAGCGUGGUACAUGCGUUUUCAUCGAUCCAUGCGUACGUAUUACGAUGCAAGGCGGCGCCUUCAUUCGUUGGAUUCGACGUGUAUCCCGGAUCUGGAGACAUAUGUCGAUCUGCGAAGAAACGCGUCAGGUUUGAGGAUGGUGUUUCACCUGAUCGAGUACGCGGGGGGAUUGGACCUCCCGGAACGGGUGUCUUCGCAUCCGGUGUUGAAGCGGUUGACAGACCAGGCUUGCGACCUUAUAGCUUGGUCUGAGGAUGCUAUCUCAUGCGCAAAAGGCAUGACUCCAAGCUCACGACUCAAUAUCGUCACCGUCCUAAUGAAAGACCGGAACUGUUCGUUCGGGAGUGCGCUUGCGUAUAUAGGCACGCUCGUGAAGCAGACCGCAGAUGCAUUCUUGGCUACUGAGCGCCAGUUCGCUGCGUGUGGUGUGAUAAAUGACGAUACGAGGCGGUAUGUCAGGGGGUUGUGGGAUUGUAUUGCUGGGAGUGUGAAUUGGCUGUAUGAGACGGAGAGGUAUUUGGGGACGAAGGGGAAUGAGGUUAGGGCGUUUGGAUGGGUGUUUGUGCCCGUCUUCGAUUGAUGUCCAUGUAUACAUACGAGUUUUGUGUACGUAUUGGAUGUAUUUCGAUUUCUGACUGACUGGGAGUGUGAAGGUGCCAUGCAUCGUUCCGUGGGUCCCCCGUUGUUACAUAAUUAGUAGCCGUAUUAUAGUAUGUCCAUUGUCGACUUGGCAGCUAAAUGCAUAGUUUCUGCACUAA
Messenger RNA from Suillus subalutaceus, 1233 nucleotides. Its product is annotated as isoprenoid synthase domain-containing protein. The record is from RefSeq and is a predicted model, not a curated record. NCBI's taxonomy places the organism in Eukaryota, Fungi, Basidiomycota, Agaricomycetes, Boletales, Suillaceae. Bases 90 to 1055 code for a protein of 321 amino acids. The transcript has 3 exons.